This is a messenger RNA of Mytilus trossulus (common blue mussel), 952 nucleotides long. RefSeq lists its product as uncharacterized. NCBI's taxonomy places the organism in Eukaryota, Metazoa, Mollusca, Bivalvia, Mytilida, Mytilidae. The coding region runs from base 31 to 606 and encodes 191 amino acids. The transcript has 4 exons. The record is from RefSeq and is a predicted model, not a curated record.
GACAAAUCACACUCACUGGCACUGCCAACGAUGUCAUCUCCCAGACCAGAUCCAUUGAACUAUACUUGUACAGACUGUUGUGAUCUUCUAUCCUGCAUGGGACUGGAAAAUAGGAUCACAGGCGACGUCUUCGAGUUUUUGUGCAGCAAGACAAGUAUUGCCAUUUUGCCAACAUGUUUUACGAAGCAUAACUUGAAUCAUUGCACUUACAUGAAAAAACUGGUCCCCUUGAUGCCAUCUUCUGAUAAGAUUGCAGAAGAAUUCCCACAAUUCUGUAAACAAAAGGAAGAUAUGAAAGCUAUACAAUCUUGUUUGACAAACAGUAGUGUAGGAGUAGAUGUACUUGACAGAUGUACCACACCUUAUAUAAAUGGGUUGAAGGAUAACGACAGCACCGUCUGCGAGACAACAGACACAAUGACUCAAUGUGUACUAGCGGUGUUAAAGACAACGAACUGCAGUGUUAUCGUUGGUAAAAACUAUGAACAAUCAAUGAAAUUACAGAAACAGAAUAAUCCGUUUUGCACCAAUGCAUCAGGUCAAAUGUGUACAGUGUUGUAUAUCAUUAUCAUAAGUUUAAUGCUAAUGUGGAAUACAAUGGUUUGAAAUUAUGACAAUAAAUAAUAUUUGUUGAGGUGAAGUAGAUAUAAUUAUGUGGUUCACUUGUUGUAUGAUCUAUAUUUCGUCAAUGUAAAUAACAGAUAAUCGUAAGGCUUAUUUUUGUAGGUUUUUAAUUUUGAUUAUCUUGGUUUUGUAAAAAAAAGCAAAAUGAACAGUAUAACAAAUAAUAUGAACAACUUUGAUAAUGCUGUGUAUUAAUCCUUCAAAUAAUGUUUUUAUAUAUUAAUUGUGCUGUUUCUGUAUAAGUGUCUGUGUGAUUUUGUUAGCAAACCUAUUCUGAAUGUUUUAAUGUAUAGAUAUUUGCCAAAUAAAAAUAAAUAAAUAAUUGAAA